Molecule: messenger RNA, 1092 nt
Organism: Talaromyces proteolyticus
Lineage: Eukaryota; Fungi; Ascomycota; Eurotiomycetes; Eurotiales; Trichocomaceae
Exons: 2
Coding region: 1-1092 (363 amino acids)
Source: RefSeq, a predicted model, not a curated record
AUGAGCGCACUCUGUACCGAAUCAGCAAGAAAAGCUAUAGGUGCACCACCAUCUAUCGCUGAGCCUGUAUAUGAGUACUUUUCGGGAACUCAGUUCUCCUGUCGUGUGGCCCAAGCUGGAAGCGCGGACUUACGUGAUGUUUCCCAUGGCAACACACCAUUCAGCGACAACGUAGCUCAUUAUCUUCCUUUAUCAACAUCAAAGCUGACUAAAAAUGGAACCGUUGGUGUCCACCAGCCGCAUACCACACAGCAGCCAUUGAGUUGGUGGAAAGCACAAUGCAGAUUUCGUGGCCUGGCAGUAUCAGGGACCAGAGAAACCUUGCAGGCUCGUAUACGCAAGCAUGGUGAUAUGGGAAUGGAAGUCUCAUUGAUCGAGGCCUUUGGGACGAUGAAAAGCGACUAUAAAAUAGCGAAUACAAAGGUUUUCGAGAAGUUGUGGAACUCAGCUGACAACGACACGAAGGUUAAGCUAUGGUCGAAGGGAUUCCUAUACGAGAAUUUCGUAUUGUCUUCAGCUCCCAAGAAGAAAGUGUUUGUGAUUGAACUGAGGGAGUGGAGCCAUCAAAAGAUUGAGCAAGCGUGUCGCCAGAUAAAAAUUGCUUGCGAGACUCAAAAAAUGCAACGGCAUGAGAACGGUCAAUGUCUGGUUGUAGUCGGACGGGAUGAACUAACGCAAGGGCUCGUCGUGAAGAAGAAAGAAGAACUAAAGGCAGUAAAAGCCGAGGCAGAAGAUCGAUCCAAGCAAGCAAAGUCAAAUGGUCAGCGUUCCAAAGGUCAGCGGGACGUCAGCGGCUCUUUUGACUUCACUGUUCAAAAUGGAAUCAUGAGAUUUGUCAAUCGCCGAAGCGAGCAGACAGAGAAUGAUUACCAAGAUGCUCAUAGGAACGUAUACAAAGACAAUUAUGAGAGCUACUCUGAAUAUCGUCAUCAUGAUAAUUAUCAAGAUGAUUACCAUGAUUGUCAUGAUUACUGUGGGGAUUACAUUGAUGAUCAAAAGCCUGAACCUUGGGAUGACAACAGCGGAUACGAUAAUGGAAAUUAUCCCAAUGGAUUUUCCUCACUGAACUCACGGGAGUUCGAUUACCGUUAG